Molecule: messenger RNA, 2103 nt
Organism: Mya arenaria
Lineage: Eukaryota; Metazoa; Mollusca; Bivalvia; Myida; Myidae
Exons: 4
Coding region: 130-2103 (657 amino acids)
Molecular function (GO): zinc ion binding
Source: RefSeq, a predicted model, not a curated record
GGAAGUUACAACUUUCGCUUUUGAAGACGCCAGAAAUUCGUUGACUAUCCAAACUGCAACUUUUUAAAUCAUACAACCACAUGUGAAUGUAAUGAGUUGUGUACUUAAAAUAUUCGAGCACUCGGAAGGAUGGAUGCAGUUCCCGGACGAAAGGCACAAAUGGCAUCUGGAUCGGCUCCUGACCUCACCUACUGCCAGCCAUGCGCGGAGGACGGCAAGAAAAUCCUCCCUGAGGCCUUCUGUCCCGUCUGUAAGGAGUUCCUGUGUUCCACCUGCGCCCGAGUACACCGGAACCAGAAAAUAACCAAAACUCACGCCCUCCAGGACAAGGACAAUAUGCCUUCCUCAUUCCGCGAAGAGAGUGAAGAUGAAAAGUUUACAGAAACAUGUCAGCGUCAUGCUCAAGAGUUCAUAAAAUAUUUCUGUCUUAAUCAUGAGACACUUCUGUGUGGGGACUGCUUGGCUGAAAAAGCUCAUCGCUCAUGCAAUAUUGAAAGGAUUUCUCAAGUUGCAAAACGGUACAAGGUGGGUGCAGAAUACAACAGCCUGAAAACAGGACUUGUCCAGACGGCCUCUGACAUUGGCAAACUGUCACACGACAUACAGGUGAUCAUGAAAUCAGUUGACGAAGAAAGCCUUACCAAUAUCAAUGAGCUUCGUAAAUUUAGGACUGAAAUUAACCAGUACCUGGAUAAAAGGGAAAAUAAACUCUUGGCAGAAAUUGAUCAGAAGAAACGAACAUCCAAAACACUGCUAGAUGAACUGAAAUCAAAAUGCAGAAACAUGAAAUCAUCCAUUGAGAAACUAAAGUCGGAGCUACAAGCACAGGACGACAAUAGCAACCAGCUAUUAAUAGUAGGAAAACGAGCUAUUAAAGAGCUGGCAGGUCUCCAGGCAGCCCUUGAAGAUGUGAGCAGGAGGAAUGAAGUUCCCCGAUACAAGUUUCACAGGGACCCCGAAACUGAGAAGUUAAUAGCUUCCGAAAAAGCAAUAGGACGGUUGGGAGAGGACGAAUUAACGUCGGCGUUAGGGCAGCAACACCGACAACUGCAAACGAAGCAUGAACAACGGCAACAGGAGACGAUGCAACAACACCAAAAACAGAUAAAAACUGUAUCACAAAAAGGUGAAUCAACUGCUGCUGCAGGGCAGCAAAGACAACAACAACAGAAGGAGCAGCAACCACGGCAACUCGAGACUAUGCAGCAACAACAAAAACACAUGCAAGGCGUAUCACCAAAAGCCUUAAACCAGUGCAGAGCAGACCUAAGCCAAUCCCAGUUUAGCAAGCUUCCAGACAUUCCAGUGAAGACGGCAGCCGACACCAGUAAAUGCGGGCUGACCAGAGUGACCCUCCUGUCCACAGGCAGGCUCCUACUGGCUGACUGCAACAAUAACUCAGUACAGCUUGUGGAGACCACUACCAACAAGAUGGUGUCCCAGGUGAAACUGCCAAGUGAUCCGUGGGACCUGUGUCUUCUGCCUGGGGACAGGGCAGCCGUCACUCUGCCUUUGAUGAAGAAGAUACAAUUCGUAUCUACUCAGGAAAAUGUCACACUACAGGAUGUCGUUAAAAUAGAUGGAAGAUGUCGUGGAAUAGAUUUUUGUGAUGACAACUUGAUAGUGUCCUGCUCCCACCCAGGCAAGGUUGUGUUGAUGGACAUGAAGGGAAAGGUGAAGAAGAGUGUGGGCAAAGGCAGCAGAGGAAAACCUUUGUUUCAGGAACCCGAGUAUCUGACAGUGACCAGAGAGAGCCAGACUCCUCCAGUCAUAUAUGUCUCAGACUGGCUCACCAGGACCAUAACCAAGCUGAGCAUCUCACUAGAGGUGCUCCAUACAUACCAUGACCCGAUACUGGGAUCACCACGUGGUCUAACAGCCGUUGGGGACAACCAGCUGCUCGUGUGUGGGUGGGGCAGUAACAAUAUACUGCUACUAGACACGCUCACCGGCAAGAUAACCCAACUGUUGGGGAAGGAAGAGGGGAUAGAGAGUCCGCAAAGUGUGGCUUACUGUCCACUGAGGAAGAUGUUGUUUGUCACCUGCAUGCACUAUUGCAGACCUGAAUUGGAGAAUUUCGUGAAUGUUUUCAACUUAGUAUAG